Knipowitschia caucasica is the source of this 2604-nucleotide messenger RNA. Lineage: Eukaryota; Metazoa; Chordata; Actinopteri; Gobiiformes; Gobiidae. The record is from the annotation of a GenBank genome assembly.
AUGACACAAGUCAACCCUAAGCUCCCAGAACUGGGCUCCUUCCACUUCCCUACCGUGGUGGAUGCAGAGCCGUCCUACUCGGUGCAGACUCCGUAUGGCUUCCAGCUGGACUUGGACUUCCUGAAGGUCGUGGAGGAGAUCGAGAGCGGCCAGGGGGCUCGACGAGGGGCUCGGAGGUCAGGGAGGGGGAGGAGUCUGCCUCAGCACGGGGGAAGGGCCAGCGCCUGGACUUCCACAGAGUCCCUGACCUCCAGCAGCGAGGACGGCCGUCUGCCUCCCCCUCCUCCACCGCGACAUCGGCUCGGGUCUGCCCCUUGUGAGAGCCUCACGCUCUCCCCCAUCAGCCUCAGCACCUUCCCCCUGUCUGCGGGACCCAAGGUGCCGCCCCUGCCCCCCCAGAGGAACCCCCGAGUGGACCGGACCCUCCUGGAGACCAGUCUGAGGCUGCAGCAGGACCAGGGCCCCCACUCUGGGCCCAACUGGACCAGACCCAGCCCCGGGACGUCAGGGCGCAGCACCCCGGCAGGCUCCGUGCUGCCCCCCAGUCAGCUGCAGACGGUGCGGGAGCAGAUGGCGACGGCCCUGAAGCAGCUGAAGGAGAUGGAGGAGCGGGUGAAGGGGGUGCCUGCUCUGGAGCAGGAGGUGCACCGGCUGCGAGCGGAGAAACACGCUCUUCUGCUGGAACUGCAGGACAAGAGUUCCACCCUAGAGGUGACCGAGUCCUCCACACAAACACCAGAGGGGCCUCCACCGCGGUACAUCAGGGACCUCAGGGACCCCAUGGACCCCAGCUUCUGUGCGAGCGACAAGACAGAAGUGGUGGAGGCCAUGAAGGAGCAGAGCGUCCAGACCUCAGCACCUCCUCUCCUGAAGGAGCAGAGCGUCCAGACCUCAGCACCUCCUCUCCUGAAGGAGCAGAGCGUCCAGACCUCAGCACCUCCUCUCCUGAAGGAGCAGAGCGUCCAGACCUCAGCACCUCCUCUCCUGAAGGAGCAGAGCGUCCAGGCCACAGCACCUCCUCUCCUGAAGGAGCAGAGCGUCCAGACCACAGCACCUCCUCUCCUGAAGGAGCAGAGCGUCCAGGCCACAGCACCUCCUCUCCUGAAGGAGCAGAGCGUCCAGACCUCAGCACCUCCUCUACUGAAGGAGCAGAGCGUCCAGACCACAGCACCUCCUCUCCUGAAGGAGCAGAGCGUCCAGGCCACAGUGCAGACGGCGGAGGGAGAGGCCUGGGUCCUGGAGGGUCUGUUGGGGACCUCCUCUGAGGCCCAGAGAGAGAUAGACACACUCCAGGACAUGGUUAGGUUCCAGCAGGAGGCCAUCAGUGCUUUGGAGGCGCAGGUCAAGGAGGUGCAAGGAGAGCUGGAGCACAGACUGGAGAUGGAGGAGAACUCGUCCAAAACCCCGAGCCACAAAAGUGUGGAGGUCAAACCAGAGACGGCGAGCGCAGAGACAUGGACUCAGGAGAAGGAGGAGCAGAGGAGGUGUGUGGAGACACAGACACAGCAGGAGGAGGAGCAGAGGAGGUGUGUGGAGACACAGACACAGCAGGAGGAGAAGAGGGUGGUAAGCACGGGCUAUCAGUGGGAGGAGCAGGAGACCAGGCCCCAGGACCAGGAGGAGAGAGGAGAGGAACCGGAGGAGGCGGAGGAGGAGAACCUCACACCAAAAACUGGUUUACUCAAGUCCAUAAUGAAGAGGAGCGAUGGUCUCAGCUCAGGGGACCGCAGCAGCAGCAAAAAGAGCCUGCAGUUUGUGGGAAUCCUGAACGGAGGAUAUGAGUCGACAUCGAGUGAAGAGGAGGAGCAGGAGGAGCAGGAGGAGCAGGAGGAGCAGGAGGAGGACAGCGAGGACAGUGAGGACAGUGCAGACCCUGAUGCAGACAGCUCAGAGGACGAGGAGGCUCUGGAUGUGGAGACGUCAGAGGAGGAGAAGAACAUCAGCCUGGACGACAGCGACUCAGACGAGGAGGUGCUGUCUGCGGCCGACUACAGUGGGAAGUUUGAACUGAGCUCAAAGAUUCGCGACGCCUGCAUCGUCCUGAAGAACCAUCUGAACGACCCUGAGACCGCCAAGAGCAAGGAAGUGCUCUCCUCCUCCCACAUGGUCCAGGUGGAGUGGUUCCGAGUGUCCAGUGGGAAGGCGGCGGUGUCUGCGCGAGUCUCGGAUUAUCUCGUGUGUUUCUCUGAGAUCUCGUCCACUCUGCUGCAGCACGUGGUCAACAUGAGGGACGGGAACGGGAACACCGCUCUGCACUACAGCGUCUCCCACUCCAACUUCAGAGUCGUAGAUCUGCUACUGGAUACUGGGCUGUGCUGUGUGGAUGAGCAGAACACGGCGGGCUACACAGCCAUCAUGCUAGCAGCUCUGUCCACCGUGAAGGAGGAGCAGGACAUGAUGGUGGUGCAGAAGCUCUUCAGUCAGGGCAACGUCAACGCCAAGGCCAGCCAGCCCGUCCCUGCACCUCCCCCCAUUCUGGCACGGCUCGUCCCGGCACUCAUCGGUGUUUGUUUGGCAGCGGUCACCGUGGAAACCCGGCAAGCAGGUGCAUCUGAAGCCGUCCGCGUCGUCACGGCAACGGGCGCCAUUGAGACAGGGCCCUGA